Molecule: messenger RNA, 685 nt
Organism: Sinocyclocheilus anshuiensis
Lineage: Eukaryota; Metazoa; Chordata; Actinopteri; Cypriniformes; Cyprinidae
Product: tetra-peptide repeat homeobox protein 1-like
Exons: 5
Source: RefSeq, a predicted model, not a curated record
AUGUCAUCGCCAGUAAGUGUUACGCAAAAUUCCCAUGACCAUUUCAAUGACCACAUUGCCGACCACUUCCUUGACCGCAUCCCUGACCUUCACCACAUCCCCGAACACUUCCUUGACCGCUUCCCUGUCCGUUGCCCUGGCCCUGUCCGCUUCCCUGACCAGAACCGCUUCCCUGGCCGCUUCCCUGACCAGAGCCGCUUCCCUGACCAUAACCGCUUCCCUGACCGCUGCCCUGGCCCUGUCCACUUCCCUGGCCAUAACCGCUUCCUUAACCAGAACCGCUUCCCUGUCCGCUGCCCUGGCCAGAAGCGCUUCCCUGACCAUAGCCACUUCCCUGACCGCUGCCCUGGUCCUGGCCACUUCCCUGACCAUAACCGCUUCCCUGGCCGCUUCCCUGGCCAUAACCGCUUCCUUGACCAGAACCGCUUCCCUGGCCGCUUUCCUGACCAGAACCGCUUCCCAGACCACUGCCCUGGCCCUGUCCACUUCCCUGGCCGCUUCCCUUACCAUAACCGCUUCCCUGACUGCUGCCCUCUUCGCUUCCCUGGCCAAGAGAGGUCUGGAUUUGAGAAUGCCUCUAAGAGCUUUGUAGCGAAGGAACUGGAUGUGUCCAUGGUAGGCCAUUCCUUAAUGAUCACCGGAGUCAACAGCGGAAUAGGGAAGGCAACAGCCAUGGCUAAAAAAG